GUUGUAGUUAUUACUACACAUUAGUUAUUAAUCACAACAUGAACGCAUCGGAUAUUAUCAUUUACCAGAUCAAUACUAAACGAGGAUGUGGUUUAACAUCAUCAUUUAUUGCAUGCUUUGGAUCCGCCUCAUGACUUCCAUAUGGUGUCAUCUUCCAGAACACGCUUCCACACCUUCGAAUAAAAUCGACCAAUUCUGCAGUCUUGCGGACACGUGUAUUCACGAUACGAUACCGAUAUGCGGACGAAUGGGCGAAGAAACGAGAACGUUUCUCGAUCUUUGCGAUUUGUUGGAGUUCGCUUGCGAUACCAAUCAAGUGUUCGCGCACGUAGAUGACAUGGAAGGAUGUCCAGUAUUUAAGUUUUAACUUUGUGUAUAGUUUUGUAUUUAAGGCAACCAUUCUUUAUAUAUAAAAAA
Molecule: messenger RNA, 417 nt
Organism: Pieris napi
Lineage: Eukaryota; Metazoa; Arthropoda; Insecta; Lepidoptera; Pieridae
Exons: 4
Coding region: 86-367 (93 amino acids)
Source: RefSeq, a predicted model, not a curated record